Molecule: messenger RNA, 558 nt
Organism: Fusarium sp. VM40
Lineage: Eukaryota; Fungi; Ascomycota; Sordariomycetes; Hypocreales; Nectriaceae
Source: the annotation of a GenBank genome assembly
AUGCUAGCUCCUCCUGUCAAUCUUCCCAAAUGCCACUAUGAGCCCAGGCUUGAAGAGAACUCUCACCUUCUGCAGCCACCUAUCAACAACUACUGUGUCUACAAUGAAGAUUUUACUGUCAUGAUCGUUGGUGGCCCAAAUGCCCGCACAGACUACCACAUCAACCAAACCCCCGAAUGGUUCUACCAAUACAAGGGCGCCAUGAUGCUCAAGGUCGUUGACGAUGGAAACUUCCGCGACAUCAUCAUCCGCGAAGGAGACAUGUUUCUCCUCCCUGGUAACACGCCGCACAACCCUGUCCGCUUCGCAAAUACAGUUGGAGUUGUCCUCGAGCAACGCCGCCCUAAGGACUCGCUCGACCGUAUGCGCUGGUACUGCGGCAGCUGCAGUGAGGUCGUUCAUGAGGCUGCUUUCCAUUGCACCGAUCUAGGUACCCAGAUCAAGGCGGCUGUGGAGGACUUUAAGAGCAACGAGGACAAAAGGACUUGCUCCAAGUGUGGCACUUUGGCUGAUGUGGCGCCGAAGCCGGGGAGCAUCCAGGACCCCAACCUGGAGUAA